CUAAAAUCCAUCACUAGAAGGUGAACUUGUUCUCUAAGCUUUUGAAUGACACAAGUUCAACUAAUUUGGACCAAAUGAAGGAAAUGCUCAAAUUCAGAAAUUAUGUCACCAUAGCAUCGAAGUUUGUUUAGUCACCUUGGGAAGCUAUGGCUAGUUACAUAGAGCAUCUGUUUUCAAAACCUUCUGAAGAAGGACAAGGCAAUCACUUUGAUUCUGAUAACUCCAAGGCUGUUUGCACUGAAAUUUUGAGGGCUAGUAACCAAGUGUUGAGCAUAGAAGAUGCUUAUAGUCUUGUCAAACUAGGAGAAAAGACACCUCAAAAUAUCCUUAAUAUGCACCAAGCAUUUGGAAGAGCUUAGAAAACCUACCAUUACGUACUGGUUAAAGGUACUGAUAAUCUUGAUCAGGAAACCUGUGGAAUAAAGUUGAUCGGGAAUGCAAAGUUAGGAUAAGGAAAACCUGAAAAUCAGAACCAUGCUUUAAUUUUGUACCCAUAGAGAAGCUUCUCAAACAUUGAUAUGAAUCAGGGCAAUUACAUGAAGAAGAGGCUGCAAAGAAUGGAUCUAGAAAAUUAUUCUGAACUGGUUUCUUCCUCUUUCAAUCUAGUUCAAAAUGCUGAGGUUGAUUAUCAACCUGUUGUCCAUAUGGAUAGACCUUUGGAUUUGAAGUUUUCUGCAUAUUUUUCAAAAGAAGCUAUCUCGAGGAGUUUUGCAGCAGAUUCAGUUGUUGAUGUUGGAAUUUUGAAUAACAUUGUAAACAAUAAUGCUAAUUUGGGAUUCCAUCAUUCUGAGUUUGGUAGUGAUCGAACAUCUUUUCAGAAAGAACCUCUUAAUGGACAAGAUUUACGCACACCGGAAGGCGAUCAGAAGGUUACAAACACUGCUAUGGGAACAGGAAGAACAUCAGAAGAUGGUUAUAAUUGGAGGAAGUAUGGACAGAAACAGGUAAAAGGAAGUGAAUAUCCGCGAAGCUAUUAUAAAUGUACCCAUCCAAAUUGUCAGGUGAAGAAGAAGGUUGAACGCUCACUUGAUGGCCAAAUUACUGAAAUCAUCUACAAGGGUGCCCAUAAUCACUCAACGCCUCAGCCUUGUCGUCGGCCAUCACUUGGGUCCACUUUAUCAUCCGAGGAAAUGUUAGAGAGUGCGGAAGGCACUGGAACUUCUGUCAAAGUUGAAGGUGGUUUAAUUUGGAAAAAUUCCCAAGCUGGUUCAAAGGAUAUGAAGCUUGGAUCUGAUUCGAAAGCUGAUGGUCCGGAAAGAACAUCAUCGACAUCUAUUGUAACUGAUCUUUCUGAUCGGCUAUCAACUGCCCAAGGGAAAUCUGUUGGUGUGUUUGAAUCAGCCGAAACUCCUGAAUUCUCAUCAACACUUGCUAGUCACGAUGAUGAUAAUGACGAUAGGGUAGCCCAGGGAAGUAUUUCACUCUGUGAUAAUACAGCUAAUGAUGAUGAGUCUGAAUCAAAAAGAAGGAAAACAGAGAGCUGCAUGACUGAGAUGAAUGUGGCAUCUGGGACUUCCCGUGAACCAAGAGUAGUUGUGCAAAUAGAAAGUGAUGUGGACAUACUCGAUGAUGGCUAUCGUUGGAGGAAAUAUGGACAGAAGGUUGUAAAAGGAAAUCCUAAUCCUAGGAGUUACUAUAAAUGCACAAGUCCUGGAUGUCCAGUGAGAAAGCAUGUGGAAAGAGCUUCCCAUAAUCUUAAAUGUGUGCUCACAACAUAUGAUGGAAAACACAAUCAUGAAGUUCCAGCAGCCAGAAAUAGCAGUCAUGCUAACUCUAGUGGUUGUAAUUUGCCCCCUACUGGCCCCAACACUCAAGCUGCCCUUUCAUUAUCCAGAAGUACCCAUGCUAUAAAGCCCGAAACGCCAAUCCAAGAUUUUGCACAGCCUUUUGAUCAAAAGCCUGAAUUUAAAAGUGAAUAUGUGAGACCUAAUUUUCUUGGGGAUUUCAGCAAUGAUAUGAAGCUUGGGGCAGCUUCUCUGGCUUCCAUUUACCAAAUGAAGUUUCCUUCCAUACCAAAAGCUAUUCCUUAUAGCUCUUUUGGACUGAACCCAAACUGCAUUGCAACUCAUUCAUCUGGCUCAAUUGUAGUUCCAAAUUUUCCGAUUUUGCCUUUGAAUCUCCCAACACCUCCAAAUCUAUCAUUGACUGGUUUUGAUAUGAAUAAUGGUGGAAAAUCAACAGUUCCAACUCACUCUUUCCUUCCAGGGCAACAGUUAAAAGAGAAUGGUGCAAGGUUCCAUGGGAUUAAGCAGGAGAUAAAGGAUGACGACCUUUAUGAUCCUUGCCUUCCCAUUGUUGACCAUGCAAGUACAUCGUCACCAUCAAUUUAUCAGCAGGCUAUUGCAAAAUUUCCAUCCUAGAUGUGUUAUUUAUAAGAUGGUGUUGCUUCAACACGAGUUUCUCCAAAAUUGAAGGUAUGGAACCGUUUAUGAAAUUGGCGUACCUUCAUUGUUUGGGUGGAGAAAAUAAUGACAAGGAAGAAUCUGGUGGUAAAAUGAGAGUAAGAAAUGAUGCUCUGUAGCUACAGGGACUUUCUGGCUGUGUGUGGUUUUGUAGCCUUCACCAGAGCUUUUCAUUCAUUUUGGUAAUCACAAUAAAAUUUGCAAUUGUUUUGAUUGAAUCAAAUAAAGGUAGGAUAGCUGAGGUGCAGAUUUGGA
Molecule: messenger RNA, 2657 nt
Organism: Hibiscus syriacus
Lineage: Eukaryota; Viridiplantae; Streptophyta; Magnoliopsida; Malvales; Malvaceae
Product: probable WRKY transcription factor 2
Exons: 5
Coding region: 519-2360 (613 amino acids)
Biological process (GO): regulation of DNA-templated transcription
Molecular function (GO): DNA-binding transcription factor activity; sequence-specific DNA binding
Source: RefSeq, a predicted model, not a curated record